Messenger RNA from Pipistrellus nathusii (Nathusius's pipistrelle), 1539 nucleotides. Lineage: Eukaryota; Metazoa; Chordata; Mammalia; Chiroptera; Vespertilionidae. The record is from the annotation of a GenBank genome assembly.
AUGAGUGUCUCUGUGCUGAGCCCCACAAGACUCCUGGGCAGUGCCGCUGGGCUCCUGCAGGUGGCCUCCCUGCUGGCUCUUGUUCUGCUGCUGCUCAAGGCAGCCCAGCUGUACCUGCGCAGGCAGUGGCUGCUCAAAGCUGUCCAGGAGUUCCCGUCCCCUCCUUCCCACUGGCUGUUUGGGCACAUCCAGGAGUUCCAAAAGGACCAGGAGAUACAACAGUUUCAGAAAUGGGUAGAGAAAUUCCCAUGUGCCUGUCCUCGCUGGAUGUGGGGGAGCAAGGUCAUCGUCAACAUUUAUGACCCUGACUACAUGAAGGUGGUCCUGGGAAGAUCAGACCCAAAGAAUCCUGUUUUGUCUAGAUUACUGGCUCCCUGGAUUGGAUAUGGUUUGCUCCUGCUGAAUGGGCAGACCUGGUUACAACACAGGCGGAUGCUAACCCCAGCCUUCCACUAUGACAUCCUGAAGCCCUACGUGGGGCACAUGGCAGACUCUGUCCGAGUGAUGCUGGACAAAUGGGAGGAGCUCAUCAGUCAAGACUCUCAUCUGGAGAUCUUGGAACACAUCUCUUUGAUGACCUUGGACACCAUCAUGAAGUGUGCCUUCAGCCAGCAGAGCAGCAUUCAGUUGGACAGGAAAUACCAAUCCAAAUCCUACAUUAAGGCCAUUGAGGUUAUGAAAAAUCUUUUUUAUUCUCGAGUGAGGAAUUUCUUCUACCAGAAUGACAUCAUCUACUCAUUGACACCUGAUGGCCUCAGGAACAAGUGGGCCUGCCAGCUUGCCCAUCGACACACAGACCAAGUGGUCAAACUGAGAAAGGCGUAUCUGCAAGAUGAGGAAGAUCUUGAGAGGGUCAGGAGAAAGAAGAAGUUGGAUUUCCUGGACAUCCUCCUCUUUGCCAGAAUGAAGAAUGGAAGUAGCUUGUCUGACAAGGACCUUCGUGCUGAAGUGGAUACAUUCAUGUUCGGGGGACAUGACACCACAGCCAGUGGCAUCUCCUGGAUUCUCUAUGCUCUGGCUUCCCACCCAGAGCAUCAACAGAGGUGUCGCCAGGAGAUUCAGAGCCUCCUAGGGGAUGGUGCCUCCAUCACCUGGGAUCAUCUGGAUCAGAUGCCCUAUACCACCAUGUGCAUUAAGGAGUCACUGCGACUCUAUCCUCCUGCACCAAUAGUUGGCAGAGAGCUCAGCAAGCCCAUCACCUUUCCUGAUGGACGCUCCUUACCCAAAGGAAUCCAUGUCUCACUUAACAUUUAUGCACUUCACCAUAAUCCAAAAGUGUGGCCUGAUCCAGAGGUGUUUGACCCUUCCCGUUUUGCACCGGGUUCUGAUUCACACAGCCAUGCUUUCCUGCCCUUUUCAGGAGGAUCAAGGAACUGCAUUGGGAAGCAUUUUGCCAUGAAUGAGUUGAAGGUGGCUGUGGCCUUGACCCUGCUUCGUUUUGAGCUGGCGACAGAUCCUCUCCAAGUCCCCAUCCCCCUCCAAAAACUGAUCUUGGAUUCCAAGAAUGGGAUCCACCUGCUACUCAAAAAGCUUGUCUAG